GGGUCUCAGAAAUAUGUUUUGCAAAGCUAAGCAAAGGGAAUAGAAAGCUUGAGGGAAAAACAAUGCAGUUUUUCAGUUGGACAGGCAGAUUUUCAGGACAUUGGAUCAGGCACAUAAAUAUUAUCUACCUCAAAGUGCUUCUUGCUGGAAAAGGCCUGCAGGUUGUGUUGGUUUAUUUUAUUACUCUCCAGAUUCCCUUUAAAGUCAGAAUACGUGCAAUUUUGUGAUCAAUCCUCCAAGCCAAAUUAGAUCAUAAUUUUCCAUUAUAAAAAGGAACUUCCUAGAACUCAAAAUCCAAACCAGAAACAGAGGAACUUCACCUUGGUUUUGCUGCCCCAAAAUUCAUCUAUCUGCAUUCAGACAGGAGGGCAAGGGAGGAAUAUUCUCUUCUGCCGCUGUUUAAUUCCGUCCAAAGUUGGUUGCUGUCUGGAAAUAUCUGUGCACUACAAAUCACACAUUUCUUUGAUAAACUGACACAACACUAUCCUGGAAUGCUGGAUAUCAGUGAGCUUCAAAUUGCUGAAGGCUUUUUGUCCCCAGUGCUCAAAGAAAGUGAAGGGAUUUUGAGUAACAGUUUGCGAGACGUGUGCUUGUUGAGCAAUUACUCCCUAGCACGUAUCAGGCUGAAGAAAAUCUCAUUUCUUUUGCAGAGCAGCCUCUGUAUAUCAGCCAUCUGCCACUGACUUUAGCCAUCAGCCCCUACAGGAGCAGGGUUUCAUCUUUCACUGAAGGAUUAGCCCAUGCCAUUCUCAUCUGCUAUAGUCUUGCCUAUCUAUACACUUAACACCUUCUUUUUAAAUGUCUCCUUCCUGAUUGUAACACGCAGAUUAUAAUUCUCUGGGGUGCUGAGAAGAUGAGGAGAUGAUCUGUACAUCAGGGGGGGCAUUCCACCAAAUUUUCAAUAAGCUCUGAAAGGGACAUAACCUCUCUUUGUUGUGGGUGCAGUCGAAUCUUUUCUGUUCUCCUCUUUUGCCAGGAAGAUAUGAGUGGCUGGAGUGUUUGGUUCUAUAUAUAACUGGUUGAUGUCAGCUGGAUGCCAACCCCUUUGGAGAGGAUCAGCCCCCCAGUUUGUCUCAGCUCUAGGUACCAUGCAGAUCCCAGCACAAGGGUACAAACCAUCCAGGACCAGGCAGGUCAUCCCCAUGCAUAACUAACUUCUGAAGCCUCAGCUAAAGGGUUGACAUCGCUUUUUAUCUGCACAACAAAACAGUAGGCAAGGAAAAGUCGUAUCAGAAAAUCACAAUGUUAUCAGAUUCUGCCCUGGCCAAAGAGAGGAAAGAGCAAGCAUCAGCCAUUAUGGAUGAAAUACACAGAAAUGUCUCACCCACCCUGAACCUUGGGAAAAAGGUCAGCACGCCCAGAGAUAUCAUGGUGGAGGAGCUGUCGACGCUCAGCAACAGAGGGGCCAGGCUCUUCAAGCGCCGCCAGCGGAGAUCUGACAAGUACACAUAUGAAAAUUAUCAUUACGUGGCAAGCAAGCCUAGAAAUCGUGGAGAGCCCAUGCAGAGUGUCAGAAUGGACGGCCUCAGUGUGGAAGGAAUGGCCCAGCACGCCCCAAUGACACCUCCCAACACACCUGACCCCCGGAGCCCUCCCCACCCUGACAACAUCGCCCCAGGAUAUUCUGGACCACUGAAAGAAAUUCCUCCUGAAAAGUUCAACACUACAGCUGUUCCAAAGUAUUACCAGUCUCCCUGGAUAGAAGCCAUUAGAGAUGAUCCAGAACUACUGGAAGCUUUAUAUCCUAAACUCUUUGCACCUGAAGCAAAGCCAGAACUGCCUGACUACAGGAGCUUUAACAGAGUUGCCACUCCCUUUGGUGGUUUUGAGAGAGCAUCAAAGCUGGUCAAAUUCAAGGUACCAGAUUAUAAUAUGCUGAUGCUAAACGAUCCCAGAUUCAUGAUCCUUGCAAACCCUCUUGCUGCCAGAAGAUCCUUCAACAGGACUCCCAAAGGAUGGACAUCGGAGAAUAUCCCAGUCGUGUUCAUUCAGCCUGCAGAAUCCAACCCCGUUCCAGAAACAGAGGAUCUGUGAGAGAGGCUGCACCCUACAUGGUACACAAUGCUCAAAGCUGCACAUCCAUGUGUUUUUGGUCCAAAUAUUACUAAAGGCUACUGAUAAAAUUUUUCCUUGGAAGCUGGAGUAUAAUUAAUAAUGCGGGAUGCAGUGGCUCCUUUCUGGCACCCGGUUUCAUCUGUAAACAUGAGCUAAAUAAAGUAACUUGGAAAAUA
Zonotrichia albicollis (white-throated sparrow) is the source of this 2231-nucleotide messenger RNA. It is a transcript of the gene MYOZ2, whose product is annotated as myozenin 2. The record is from RefSeq and is a predicted model, not a curated record. Gene Ontology annotation, molecular function: actin binding; telethonin binding; FATZ binding. Gene Ontology annotation, cellular component: Z disc; actin cytoskeleton. Lineage: Eukaryota; Metazoa; Chordata; Aves; Passeriformes; Passerellidae.